This is a messenger RNA of Colletotrichum aenigma, 705 nucleotides long. It is a transcript of the gene xlnA-0, whose product is annotated as Endo-1,4-beta-xylanase A. The transcript has 4 exons. Gene Ontology annotation, biological process: xylan catabolic process. Gene Ontology annotation, molecular function: hydrolase activity, hydrolyzing O-glycosyl compounds. The record is from RefSeq and is a predicted model, not a curated record. Lineage: Eukaryota; Fungi; Ascomycota; Sordariomycetes; Glomerellales; Glomerellaceae. Bases 1 to 705 code for a protein of 234 amino acids.
AUGGUCUCUUUCUCGAGCCUCUUUGUGGCCGUCACGGCUUUUGCGGGCGUCAUUGCCAGCCCUACAGGCAGUGGCCUCAUUAAACGUCAGUCGACGCCGAGCUCAACCGGCUAUCACAAUGGAUACUACUACUCCUGGUGGACCGACGGUGGCUCUAAAGUAACAUACACGAACGGAGCUGGCGGCUCUUACAGCGUCAACUGGGGUGGAGGAGGCGGCAACUUUGUCGGCGGCAAGGGUUGGAACCCUGGUGGUUCUAAGACGAUCCAAUACUCGGGAACUUACGAAUUCAAUGGAAACAGCGUGGGUGCUCAUCUUGGCGUCAUGCCUGAAAGAAGCUACCUUGCUGUGUACGGCUGGACCCAGAACCCGUUGAUCGAGUACUACAUCAUUGAAUCCUACGGCACAUACAACCCUGCUUCCGGUGCUACGAACAAGGGUUCUCUGACGAGUGACAGCGGGACCUACGAUAUCUACGUCAGCACUCGCGUGCAGCAGCCUAGCAUUGAAAACACAGCAACAUUCCAGCAAUACUGGUCCAUUCGGACUGAAAAACGAGUUGGGGGCACUGUGACAACUGGCAAUCAUUUCGCAGCUUGGGCUUCAGCCGGUUUAAAUUUGGGAACUCAUAAUUACAUGAUUGUUGCUACGGAGGGAUACUACAGCAGUGGUAGCGCCUCAAUCACUGUCAACAGUCCCGCCUAG